Molecule: messenger RNA, 1395 nt
Organism: Sporothrix brasiliensis 5110
Lineage: Eukaryota; Fungi; Ascomycota; Sordariomycetes; Ophiostomatales; Ophiostomataceae
Product: rab GDP-dissociation inhibitor
Exons: 8
Coding region: 1-1395 (464 amino acids)
Biological process (GO): vesicle-mediated transport; protein transport; small GTPase-mediated signal transduction
Cellular component (GO): cytoplasm
Molecular function (GO): Rab GDP-dissociation inhibitor activity
Source: RefSeq, a predicted model, not a curated record
AUGGAUGAGAUUGCCAAGGAAUACGAUGUCAUUGUGCUGGGCACAGGCCUCACCGAGUGUAUUCUCUCCGGUGUCCUGAGUGUCAAGGGCAAGAAGGUCCUGCACAUCGACAGAAAUGACCAUUACGGCGGCGAAGCUGCAUCUCUGACCCUACAGGCGCUCUACAAGAAGUAUGGCAACUUUGCUAGCGGCGAGGAGCCGUGGACCAAGUACGGCCGUGUCAACGACUGGAACAUCGACCUUGUUCCCAAGUUCCUCAUCUCGUCGGGCGAGCUUACCAACAUCCUUGUGUCCACCGACGUUACCCGUUACCUCGAAUUCCGCCAGAUCGCAGGUAGCUUCGUCCAGCAGAGCAGUGGCGCCAAGGCCACGGUGGCGAAGGUCCCCGCCGACGCCGCCGAGGCGCUGCGGUCGCCGCUGAUGGGCAUCUUUGAGAAGCGCCGCAUGAAGAGUUUCAUCGAGUGGGUCGGCAGCUUCGACCCCAACGACCCGGCCACGCACAAGGGCCUUGAAAUCAACACGUGCACGAUGAAGGACGUGUACGACAAAUUCGGCCUCGAGGCCACCACCAAAGACUUUAUUGGCCACGCCAUGGCCCUGUAUCUGACGGACAGCUACAUCAGCACCCCCGGUGGCGCCCCGGAGGCCAUUGAGCGCAUCCGCCUGUACGGCAACAGUGUGGCGCGUUACGGCAAGUCGCCGUACAUCUACCCCUUGUACGGUCUCGGCGAGCUGCCCCAGGGUUUCGCCCGCCUGUCGGCUAUCUACGGCGGCACCUACAUGCUCAAUACCAGCAUCGACGAGAUCCAAUACGACAAUGGCAAGGCGAUCGGCAUCAAGGCUGCCAUGGCCAACGGCGACGACAAGGUCAACUUUGAGACUAAGGCCAAGUUUAUUAUCGGCGACCCGUCCUACUUCCCCGACAAGGUCAAGGUUGUCGGCCACGUGCUCCGUGCCAUUUGCAUCCUGAAGCACCCGCUAGCCAACACCAACGACUCCGACUCGGCCCAGCUGAUCAUUCCUCAGAGCCAGGUUGGCCGGAAAAACGACAUCUAUAUUGCUUGCGUCUCGUCGGCCCACAACGUCUGUCCCAAGGGCUACUGGAUCGCCAUCGUGUCGACCAUUGCCGAGACCUCGGCCAACCACCACCUCGAGCUGCAGCCGGGCCUGGACCGCCUAGGCAAGAUCGAGGAGCAGUUCAUGGGUCCUCCUAUCCCUCUGUAUGAUCCCAUUGAGAACGGCACCAACGACAAUAUUUUCAUUUCCAAGAGCUACGAUGCGACCAGCCACUUCGAGACGACCACCGACGACGUCAAGGACAUCUACCGCCGGUGCACGGGAGAGGAGCUCGUUGUCGAGGGCCUGCGGGAGGGCAUCCAGGUGGCCGAGGAGUAG